This is a messenger RNA of Penicillium mononematosum, 510 nucleotides long. RefSeq lists its product as uncharacterized. Lineage: Eukaryota; Fungi; Ascomycota; Eurotiomycetes; Eurotiales; Aspergillaceae. Bases 1 to 510 code for a protein of 169 amino acids. The transcript is spliced from 2 exons. The record is from RefSeq and is a predicted model, not a curated record.
AUGUGUGGAGACACCAACCGCCCAACAUUCGGAGGCACUAUUGCCGUCCUAUUUCCUCGAGGGACUCAUCAGAGCUCGAACACUUCAGAUGCAUCAUUAUCUUCAUCACCAGAAUCAGUAUCCUCGUUUACAUCAUCAUCGUCGACUGCCUCAAUAUCAUCAUACUCUCUUUUCUUCCGCGACACGGAUGCAAGUAAAACGAGAGCGAUCUUCCGAACGGAAGAUGCAGAGACAUAUCACGCACUCAGAGGAUGUGGAAAUGUCGAUAUGCGCAUUGAGAAAUUUGGUGAUCUCUCCUCUACAUCUCAAUCCACAACUCCUCUUCAUCAGUUCCGCUUGAAUAUGAAACAGGACAAGAACCACAGUACAGCAAAUUCGACGGAGAUCGAGUUCGAGCUGCCCGAAAGGCUGGACCUGGGCGUCUCCGAGAAGGGUGUCAUUGGCCGACAAGUGACAGUCAGAGAGCAAGGGGGUUCCAUCCUGGGGAUUGGAAUAGUGGGAUACAAUUAA